Molecule: messenger RNA, 597 nt
Organism: Rotaria socialis
Lineage: Eukaryota; Metazoa; Rotifera; Eurotatoria; Philodinida; Philodinidae
Source: the annotation of a GenBank genome assembly
AUGCCAUAUUUACGUAUUUUUGAUAUUCAAUGGGAAUAUUUUCCACAGAAAAAUGUUAACACAACUGAUAUUUUCAUGAUCGAAUCAUUUCGAACUCAGUUCUGGCUUGAACGACAAUGGUUCUUCAUAUUUACUCUUGAAUCAGCCAAUGAUGAUUGUUAUCGAGUUCUCUUUUCUACAAAUCCAUACAGAAGAAAAUCUUAUACAUUAUAUGGGAAUCUAGGCAAAGAUAUGACAUCAAAUUAUGAGAAAAACAGUAUAAAUUCCGUUCAUCAUGUUUAUAUCAAACAAGAACAAAUAAUAGAUGAUGAUUGUAGAAAUUAUUUUCCAAAUGCUACUGAACUGACUCUCUCUUAUAAUAGUAUUAAUGUCGAUAGAAAUCCUUCUUCGAUUAUUCUCAAUCAUAUUGUUUCAUUGACACAACUUACUAAAUUAAAUAUCAAUGUUAAAUCAUUUCUCUUCACAACAAUGAUUGAACUAUUAUAUUUAACAUUGAAUAUUCAUACUUUGAGUGUUGAAGAUGUAUGUUUUGAUAAGAAAGAAUUACUAUCCAUUCAACAAACUGAAAAUUAUUCAUUCAUCUUCGCUCUCAAUUAG